UCGAAGUUAUAAGCCCUCGAGUGUGAGGCUGGGUGAGGUAGCUUUUAGGUUAGAACAACGAUCAUUCAGCCAAAUAUUGUUUACUACUCAGGAAUGUAAUGUAUAUCAAAACAGGGCAUUACAUAUCGGUAGUAUUCGAGGAAUGAGAAGAAUUUGAUGACAUCCUAGAUAACACUCAAUGUAAUGUUAGUCCGUAAUUAGCUCCCAUUGCCUACGCUAUAUAAAGCAAGAUCUGUGAUAAUGUUGUGCACAAUGUUCACAACCCUGCUGAUUCUCAUUGUGGGCUCGACCACAAUUUUGGCCACAGACUAUAUCCUACUGAUUGAUGAUCCGGACAUAUACACAACGUGCAAGGAAGGACCACCCGGCUUCCAAGGACUGAACGAUGCCUUCGAUACAAGUGAAAUGUUGAUUGAUGUAGACCCCGACGGGAUUCAUGUUUCGGGGAAUGUUACAUCCAGAUGGAGUAUGUCUCGCACAGAUCGAAUUUCAGCCAGAAUGAGCGUGUUGCACUACAACCGCGGUAGUUGGGAACCGACAGUAUUUAACUCCCUUACGCCGGAUUUCUGCACCGCAAUGUUUGAUCCGAACCAGUUUUGGUUUAAGUACUGGUUCAAAAAUUUUGCAAACCGUGAAGAAAUGCAAGAGAAGUGCUUCUCAACGGCAGGUACUGUUUUAGUGUAUAACCCGUUCACCGUGGUUCCGCGACUAAAUAACGUCAUGGGGGCUCCUUUAAAAGGACGGUAUAAGGUUGUGGUAUUGUUUGAAGCAUUCGACGAAAGGAACCAACGAAGACCAUCGCCCGUAUGCUUUGAGGUCACAGGCGAAAUUGAGAAAGUAAAGAAUUAACAGAAUAAAUAUGUACAAUAUGUAGACAUGCAGAGAAAUUUCUUCGAUGAUCAGGUAUCACGGUGUUUCGCUAAAUGCGGCCUAUGCCAAUUAAUAAUUGUUUUGUUGUAAUCAAAAUAAUUUCACUGCUUACGAUAUUCAUUUAAAAAACAAAUUCUUUCUGACCCUAUAAAAUAAAUGUAUAAAAAACAGAUGGGAAAA
Molecule: messenger RNA, 1050 nt
Organism: Drosophila subpulchrella
Lineage: Eukaryota; Metazoa; Arthropoda; Insecta; Diptera; Drosophilidae
Exons: 3
Coding region: 241-849 (202 amino acids)
Source: RefSeq, a predicted model, not a curated record